UUGACAGCUACGAAAAGUCAUACCGGUUAAGAUGAAACUGUUCGUCUUGUUCGUGUGCAACGAAGUGUUCGCGAACAUCGUGGCCUCGGACAUGCCACCUGGAAAUCUGACAGACGUCACCAGGUGCAAGUUGUCCCAUCUCGGCGUCGAGUAUCUCGGAUACACCUCCAAGACGGAGUCCCUCGUCAGAUGUCAGGCGUGGAACUCGAAUCUGCCCCAUCGCGUGAUGGAUGGCGUCUCCGAUGACGAUUUUCCCGAAGGUUCGAGGGAGAAAGCCAAGAACUAUUGCAGGAACCCGAAUCGGGAUCCGAAGGGUCCCUGGUGUUAUUCCCUGAACGAGGAUCUGGUAAACGAGACGUGCGCCGUGCCCCUGUGCUCUUUCUCCGAGUGCAGGAUGACCGGUCCCGGCAUGGAGUACGCCGGUGAUCACAAAAAGACGAUUUCAGACCGGAAUUGCCUGAAAUGGAACAAGGACCGCAACAACGUGUACCGGGACGGUCACACCGUCAAACGGGACAGAUUCGACAAGACCUCCUUUCCCGAUCCGGACCCGGGGAAGAAGUGCCGGAACCCGGACGGCGACCCUGGCGGCCCCUGGUGCUACGUCGAGAACGAACCCGAGAACACCGUCGAGAAGGACUACUGCGACGUGCCGCCCUGCGACGAACCGGUCUGCGUCGUCUUCACCAAGAACGACGCCACCUACACGCACUUUACCGACUUCAACGACACCCUCGACUCGCUCAGCUUCGGGGUGAAGCUGUGGAGCUCCGAUAGGUAUCCGGAGGCGGAGGCCAGGUUGGUGCUGUCGGUGGUGGCGUUGCCCGUGGGCGCGGAGGAGAUGAGGGAUCUGGGGACGUCAGUCGAGGUUUUCAUCAGUAAUAGAUACUGCGCGUUGACGGUUAAUAAUAAGGAUGAGGUGGAGAGGGAGGUUACCAGGGGGAUUUUGACGUCGAUAGGGUAUACCUAUUUCACCCUCACCUGGCAUAGGGGGUUUAUAACGUUGAUGAGAGACGGGGUGACCAAGCCAAUUUUUAUAGCCGAAUACAAGACCAAGGACAACCUGAUGGGUUUCAAGAUGGACCGUUUCUCGUACUACGCGGCCCAAGGAACCGACGUCCUGUGGACUUUCCCCUUCUGCCUGGACGAUUUCGAGUGCGACGUGCACACGACCACCGGCCAUCUGUUCCAGCAGUAUUGGCCGCUGAGGGCGACCUCUAUCGGUCGGGAGUUGUCGACGCGGGUGAGGGCGGUGCGCUCGGCCAAGAUCUCGCUGUCUCCGACCCCCACGAACCUGUAUCCGAACGUUGUGUUUAAUUUUAAGGCGGACGACGGGUAUACAAGGGUCGUACUGGAGGAAUACAAGAACGCGCCCGCGCUCACGCUGAAGGAGGUGGUGUUGACGGACGCGCUGGACUAUUGGAAGUGGCAGGAGUACUCGUUGUCGUUUUUCGGGGAUACUUUUCAGGUGCACUGGACCAAGAACGGCGCCGCCCAUCUGAUCCUGGAAGCGAAACACCCCACCUUCAGGAAGAUGAGGUGGUACUCGGUGUGCUCCGACAAUUCCGUGGCGCACUGGACGUUCUUCUGCGCGCCCCCGGAGACUGCGCAACCCCCGCCCGCGUUUCUGCCCGAGUGCUCGAUGAACCCGCAAGAGCUGAACUACGCGGGUAGGCAAGACGUGACGCACGACGGUUUCCCGUGUCUGCCGUGGUCGGCCAAGGGGCUGGUGCCGGAUCUGGAGAGGAAGUUCUUCGAGGGAGACGCCUACCUGAGGGAACUGUCCUAUUGCAGGGAUCCCGGCAAAUAUCAGAAGGGCACUUAUUGCUACGUCAUCUCGAUGUUGCCGGAAAAGACGGUCCUGAAGAAAUAUUGCCGGCUGAGAAAGUGCAAGUCUCAAGAAUGCAGGAUGGCCGGUACCGGUAACGAUUACACGGGCACCCUGAACACCGCCAGAAGUCGCAGGUACUGCGAGCCCUGGUACUCCCUCAGCUACGUGCACAUGCACGAUCAGCGCUAUCUGAACGAUUCCCUAUUCGCCGAUCUCAAGAUAGAGGACGCUAACAAUUACUGCAGGAAUCCCUCGAGGAAUCCAAUAGGAAGCUGGUGUUACACGAUCGACCCCAACGUACCUCAGGAAAGUUGCUCGGUUAAGGAUUGCGAUAAGCCGGAAGAAUGCAUCGUCAUACUGACCGGGAAGAACGAAGGCCGUAGGGUAUACAUAUUGCCGCAGUGGAAAGAGAAGGGGGCUCACGGAGGCCUGCAAUUCGCCCUGAAGCGUUGGAACCCCGAGAGGGUCGAAGGCGUCGGUUUGGAGAUAACGCCGAGAGAUGGCGCGGGAAGCAUCAGGUUGGAGAUAGGCGCCGAGGGCAACCAGAAGGUGAACCUCCUCCUCGACGGCGUCCUAACCAAGGAGAAAACCCUCCCCCACCUCAUAGCCUCCGGCACCUGGACCGAAUUCUGGCUGCAGAUACGCCGAGAGGAGAUCCUGCUGGGUUACAAGGGCGUCCCUCACGCCCUCUUCGAGUGGAAACACGCCGACCUCGAGAAAACCUUCGAACCCACCUACGUCUCCUUCUCCACGCUGACCGGCGAGUACGUGGGCGUCUACUUCGAGUGCGACGAGUGCCACACCGAACGCCUGUCGGUCAACAACGUCCUCCAGGUGUACCCCGUCGGGGUUUGGAGGGAGAGCGAAGAGGUGUUCGGUAAUUUUUCGCUGAAUAUACGCGGUGGUGGUACCGUUUGGAUACCGCUGUAUAAUUUGAUACACACCGGGGAUUACUUGAUGUUGGAGUUGAACCAGGUGCGAUCCAAGGUCGCCCUGCACAGAUUCGUAAAGUACCAGGCGUUUACGUUGGUGGUGAAGGAUUUAAAUGAGACGUUGUUCGGGGAGAACCGAUGGGCGGAGUUUACGAUCAACUUCAACGAAACCACCCUUCAGAUCGUGAAGGAGAAUUUUAGCGAGGUUAUCUUGGAGUAUAACGCGCCUGUGGAGCAUCCGAUACUGAUCUACUACUUCACGGUGGGCGUCGAUAACGGCGAGGUCCUCUGGAGCGCCAACUGCGACCGGCUGGACGUGGACGGACCGCCCAGGGACGGCGGAUGGUCCCGCUGGUCCGACUGGACGUGCUCAGUGCCCUGCGGCGGCGGCGACGGCUUCAAGACGAGGUCCUGCACCAACCCGCCGCCCAACGUGAGGGGGCGGUUGUGCGUGGGCGCGCCCGCGGCCACGGGGAGGUGUAACGAUUUCGAGUGCGGCGACGUCAGUCCGAGGACCGCGGAUAGGAUAAGGGAGGAUCUGAGGACGAAUUUCUUCAGUUUCGUGGUCGAGGAGAACGAGGACGUGGUCAUACCGAUCGAUAGGAAGAUCCUGAAGGUGAUCGGGACGGAGUCGCCCAAGUCGAGGUACGAGUGGACGCUGAACGGUAUGGUGGUGAAGGAGGAGGACGAGAGGUUUAGGUUGGCGGACGGGGAGAUCCUGGUCACCGGCGCCAAGCCAGCGGAUUCGGGUCUGUACGUCUGCACCUUGUACAAGAAGAAUAAAAAACAGCUAAUCAUACGCAUCGUGGCCUUGGCCGUCGUCCCGAUCGCCCACACCUUCAUCACCAGGGCCACCAGAAGUCUAAAAUUGAAUUGCAAGACCGUCGUUCUCGGCUACGUCUACUCGGACCUGAGCCUCAAGCUGCUCCUGAACAAGACCACCUACAAAGACUACGGCAUCGUCACCCUGUCGGCGGCGAACACCUACACCUUCAAGCGUCUAAGACGCAACUUCACGGGCGAUUGGAAGUGCGUGGUCGAGCAGAAGGAUCUGGGGUUCUCGUGGAUCACGAACUACGAGAAGAUCCUGGUGAUGAAGGCGCCCAAUCUGUACACCAACCUGCUGGAGGACGAGUUGACUAGGCCGCUGUUCGGUUGGUUGAAGAGCGAGAGGAACGUGCUGGUGGCGUUGAUCGUGAUCGUUUCCAGUUCGGUGGUGUUGGUCACGUUGUGUCUGGCCAUAUACUUCGCCUUUUUCACGAUCAAGAAGAGGUCUUACAAGAGGAACCGUAGAUUGUGAACGAUUCUUUGUUGAUUUGUUACAAUAAAGUUUAAGUUUGA
Coccinella septempunctata (seven-spotted ladybird) is the source of this 4104-nucleotide messenger RNA. RefSeq lists its product as uncharacterized. The coding region runs from base 32 to 4063 and encodes 1343 amino acids. The record is from RefSeq and is a predicted model, not a curated record. NCBI's taxonomy places the organism in Eukaryota, Metazoa, Arthropoda, Insecta, Coleoptera, Coccinellidae. The transcript is spliced from 9 exons.